CAUCAGUCAAGUCAUCCAACGAGAGCGACGACACCACAUUUGUUAAAUAAAUAUAAAGAAAUGAAGGUUCAUGAGUUUUCCAAUGGGUUUUCGUCUUGGGAGCAGCAACAAGAGUCGCCAUCAUCCCUUAGCUGCAAACGCUUCCGUCCUCUGGCCCCUAGGCUCUCAGGCAGCCCUUCCUCCCCUCCUUCUUCUUCCUCGGGUGUUACUUCCGCUACUUUCGAUCUCAAGAGCUUCAUUAAACCCUAUCAAGCCGCUCCAACAAAAUCUCACUACUCUCUUGAACACAAACGAGACUUUUCUCAAGUGGAGAUGCACCCGGGAGGGACAAGGUGGAACCCAACUCAAGAACAGAUAAGAAUACUUGAGGUCUUGUACAAAGGUGGAAUGCGGACUCCUAACGCGGAACAGAUCGAGCACGUAACUUCUCAACUCGGUGAAUACGGAAAAAUCGAAGGGAAGAAUGUGUUCUACUGGUUUCAGAACCACAAAGCGCGGGAGAGACAGAAGCAGAAGAGGAACAACCUUAGCUUAAGUUGCCAAGGCAGCCUCAGUACUACUAGUGUCUCUAAUGCAAGUGUAACAAUGACGACAAGAACAUCGUCUUCACCUGACUUCAAGAGAGAACCAAUGGUGAUGAAGGAGUUACUUGAAGAGAAUGAGUACAAGAGGACAUGUAGGAGCUGGGGAUUUGAGAACUUGAAGAUAGAGAGCAGAAGAAACAUAAAUAGUAGUAUAAAUGCAACAAUAGCAACUACUUUUAAUAUUGACAAUGUAACUCUUGAGCUUUUUCCUUUGCACCCUGAAGGAAGGUGAAGAAGAUGAGGCAGAAAAUGUGGAAUUCUUAUGUAGAUCUGGUAUGGGUUCAGUAGAAGUAGUUGGUAUCUAGAUAUUCAAAAUAAUAAUUCUGGGGAUGAUAAAUAAGUUUCUAAGAUUAUAGAAUCUAAUUAAGAGUUCCCUUAUAAGUUACGAGCCUGAUGUAUCCUGUGUAGUUUCUUUUGCAAUGUCUUCUUAAUUAUGAAUUCUUAGUUUAGCUCAUCUCUUUAGUUUCGUCUUUGUUCUCAGUAAGUUGCGAAGAAUUUUUUUUCUCUCUAAAUCUUUCUUUCUCUAAAUCCUCUCAAAACAAAAA
This is a messenger RNA of Brassica oleracea var. oleracea, 1129 nucleotides long. Its product is annotated as WUSCHEL-related homeobox 4-like. Gene Ontology annotation, molecular function: DNA-binding transcription factor activity; DNA binding. Gene Ontology annotation, biological process: cell division; phloem or xylem histogenesis; procambium histogenesis. Gene Ontology annotation, cellular component: nucleus. Lineage: Eukaryota; Viridiplantae; Streptophyta; Magnoliopsida; Brassicales; Brassicaceae. Bases 61 to 816 code for a protein of 251 amino acids. The record is from RefSeq and is a predicted model, not a curated record. The transcript is spliced from 3 exons.